CCUGGAAAGCAGGAGUGGAGGGACUCAUUCUCGCAGCCAGUGUGCGGCCGGUGGCGGAGCGGAUCGCCGGGGGGCUUCAGCCUCGGCUGCAGCGCCAGCCCUGCCAGCCCCGCGCAACUUUCCAUCCUGGCCCAGCCGCGGCUACAGAGUACAGAGUUUCUGGCACUUUCCGGAGGACGUUUCUUGCUCCCUGCCAGGGGACUGACUGCGCUCUCUCAGGCUGACCUGUCCGAGCUCUAACACCCGGACCAUGCACGCGGCCAGGACUCCCGGGAUCGCCUCCGGCGCCGGCGGGGUGGCCAACCCCACCAGUUUUCAGCAGAUACUUACGCUGCCGCCCCUCCUCGUGUUGCUGCUGCUGCUUCUCCUGUCACCGGUAAGCUGCGUCCCGGCACAGCCCGCUGCCCCUGAGCGAGCGUUGCUGUCCCCGGAUCUCGCGGGGGCUGCAGGGGUCCCCGCCGAGGAGGCCAUAGUGCUGGCGAACCGUGGGCUCCGGGUGCCCUUCGGCCGCGAGGUCUGGCUGGAUCCGCUGCACGACCUGGUGCUGCAGGUGCAGCCGGGGGACCGCUGCUCGGUGACCGUGCUAGACAACGAUGCGCUGGCCCAGAGGCCUGGCCGCCUGAAUCCCAAGCGCUUCCCGUGCGACUUCGGCCGGGGAGAGGUACGCUACUCGCACCUGGGCGCGCGCAGCCCAUCGCGGGAUCGCAUUCGGCUGCAGCUGCGCUACGACGCGCCGGGAGGGGCAGCAGUGCUACCCUUGGUGCUGGAGGUGGAGGUGGUCUUCACCCAGCUAGAGGUUGUGACUCGGAACUUGCCCCUCGUCGUGGAAGAGCUGCUGGGGACCAGUAAUGCCCUGGACGCGCGGAGCCUGGAGUUUGCCUACCAGCCCGAGACCGAAGAAUGUCGCGUGGGCAUCCUGUCGGGCCUGAGCUCGCUGCCUCGCUACGGGGAGCUCCUUCACUACCCGCAAGUUCCAGGUGGAGCCAGCGAGGGGGGCGCCCAGGAUCCUCUCCUGAUGGACUGCAAAGCUUUCCAGGAACUAGGCGUGCGCUACCGCCACACGGCCCCCAGUCGGUCCCCAAACAGGGACUGGGUGCCCAUGGUGGUGGAGCUGCGGUCUCGUGGUUCCCCUGUGAGCAGGCCUGCUCUGAAACGUGAGCACUUCCAGGUACUGGUGAGAAUCCGAGGAGGGGCCGAGAACACCGCCCCCAAGCCCAGUUUUGUGGCCAUGAUGAUGAUGGAGGUGGAUCAGUUUGUACUCACUGCCCUGACCCCAGACAUGCUGGCCGCUGAGGAUGCUGAGUCUCCCCCUGACCUGUUGAUCUUCAACCUCACCUCUCCCUUCCAGCCUGGCCAGGGCUACCUAGUUAGUACUGAUGAUCGCAGCCUGCCCCUCUCAUCUUUCACUCAGAAGGACCUGCGGUUCUUGAAGAUUGCCUACCAGCCCCCCUCUGAGGACUCUGACCAGGAGCGGCUAUUUGAACUGGAGCUGGAGGUAGUGGACCCGGAAGGAGCUGCCUCAGACCCUUUUGCUUUUAUGGUAGUGGUGAAGCCCAUGAACACACUGGCUCCCGUGGUCACCCGAAACACCGGUCUCAUUCUCUAUGAGGGCCAGUCCCGACCCCUUACAGGCCCUGCGGGCAGUGGGCCACAAAACUUGGUCAUUAGCGAUGAGGAUGACCUGGAGGCAGUGCAGCUGGAGGUGGUGGCUGGGCUCCGGCAUGGUCACCUUGUCCUUCUGGGUGCCACCCAUGGCAGCUCCGCCCCUAAGACCUUUACGGUGGCUGAGCUAGCGGCUGGCCAGGUGGUCUACCAUCACGAUGACAAAGAUGGCUCACUGAGUGACAACCUUGUCCUUCGAAUGGUGGAUGGAGGACAAAGGCACCAGGUGCAGUUCCUGUUCCCCAUCACCUUAGUGCCUGUGGAUGACCAGCCACCAGUCCUCAAUGCUAACACAGGGCUGACACUGGCAGAAGGUGAGACAGUGCCCAUCCUGCCCCUUGCUCUAAGUGCAACUGACAUUGACUCAGAUGACUCUCAGCUGCUUUUUGUGCUGGAGUUGCCCUCCUCGACUGCAGGGCAUCUGCUUCUCCGCCAAACACAUCCUCCCCGUGAGGAGGAGGAGCUGAGCAGGGGCCCUUGGAGGAGACAGGGAGCAUUCUAUGAGCAAACAGUGACAGAGUGGCGGCAGCAGGACAUAAGCGAGGGGCGGCUGUUCUACAGGCAUUCGGGGCCCCACAGUCCCGGGCCAGUGAUGGACCAGUUCACAUUUCGGGUCCAGGAUAACCAUGAUCCUCCUAAUCAGUCUGGACCACACAGAUUUGUGAUACGCAUUCAUCCUGUGGAUCGCCUCCCUCCAGAGCUGGGUAGCGGCUGUCCCCUUCGGAUGGUGGUGCAGGAAUCCCAGCUCACCCCUCUGAGGAAGAAGUGGCUGCGCUACACUGACCUGGACACAGAUGACCGAGACCUGCGUUACACAGUGACCCAGCCUCCCAUGGACACAGACGAAAACCACUCGCCCUCCCCACUGGGCACCUUGGUCCUGACCGACAACCCCUCAGUUGUGGUGAACCAUUUUACCCAAGCCCAGAUCAACCACCAUAAAAUUGCUUACAGACCUCCAGAGCAAGAACUGGGAGUGGCUGCCCGAGUGGCCCAGUUCCAGUUCCAGGUGGAAGAUCAAGCUGGGAAUGUGGCUCCAGGCACCUUCACGCUUUACUUGCAGCCAGUAGACAACCAGCCACCUGAGAUCCUCAACACGGGUUUCACUAUUCAGGAGAAGGGCCACCACGUCUUGAGUGAGACUGAGUUGCGUGUGAAUGAUGUAGACACUGAUGUCGCCCACAUCUCUUUCACUCUCACGCAGGCGCCCAAACAUGGCCACAUGAGAGUGUCUGGACAGAUACUGCAUGUCGGGGAGGUCUUCCACUUAGAAGACAUAAAACAGGGUCGGAUUUCCUAUGCCCAUAAUGGCGAUGAGUCUCUCACUGAUAGCUGCUCCUUGGAGGUCAGUGACAGACACCACGUGGUGCCCAUCACUCUCAGGGUGAACAUCCGGCCGGCGGAUGAUGAGGGGCCCAUGCUGAGCCUUCCUGCUGGCACUUUGGGGUCUUACCUAGAUGUUCUUGAAAAUGGAGCUACUGAAAUCACUGCUGGUGUUAUCAAGGGAACUGACGAGGACACUGAUGAUGUGAUGUUGACUUUUGUCUUGGAAGAUCCACCUUUAUAUGGAGAAAUCCUGGUCAACGGAGUUCCAGUAGAGCAGUUUACCCAAAAGGACAUCUUGGAAGGCUCUGUCAUCUAUGCCCACACUAGCGGUGAGAUAGGCCUGUUGCCCAGAGGAGACUCUUUUAACCUGAGUCUGUCAGAUGUGUCUCAAGAAUGGGUAAUAGGUAGCAAUACUAUCCAAGGAGUUACCGUGUGGGUGACCAUCCUCCCAGUUGAUAACCAGGCUCCAGAAAUUUCUGUAGGUGAACAGUUUAUAGUCAUGGAAGGUGAUAAAAGUGUUAUAACCUCAACACAUAUAAGUGCUCAAGAUAUUGAUUCACUAACUGAUGACCUCUUGUGCACUAUAGUUAUCCAGCCUACCUCCGGUUAUGUUGAAAAUAUUUCUCCAGCCCCGGGCUCUGAGAAAUCAAGAGCAGGAAUUGCCAUAAGUGCCUUUACCCUGAAAGACCUCAGGCAGAGUCAUAUUAACUAUGUCCAGAGUGUCCAUAAAGGGGUCGAACCUGUGGAAGACCGAUUUAUAUUUCGUUGUUCUGAUGGCAUUAACUUUUCAGAGAGACAUUUUUUCCCCAUUGUCAUCAUUCCCACAAAUGAUGAACAGCCAGAAAUAUUUAUGAGAGAAUUUAUGGUGAUGGAGGGCAUGAGUCUGGUGAUUGAUACGCCCAUCCUCAAUGCCGCUGAUGCUGACAUGCCCCCAGAUGAUCUAACUUUCACUAUUACCCGAUUUCCUACUCGAGGUCACAUCAUGAACCAGCUGAUAAAUGGCACAGUUUUGGUUGAAAGCUUCACCUUGGAUCAGAUCAUAGAGAGUUCAAGCAUUAUUUAUGAGCAUGAUGACUCCGAGACCCAGGAAGACAGUUUUGUGAUUAGACUAACAGAUGGUAAGCACUCAGUGGAAAGGAUGGUCCUCAUUAUAGUUAUCCCAGUUGAUGAUGAGACCCCCAGAAUGAUGAUCAAUAACGGACUAGAAAUAGAAAUUGGGGAAACCAAAAUUAUCAACAACAAAAUAUUAAUGGCAACAGAUUUGGACUCUGAAGACAAAUCUUUGGUUUAUAUUAUUCGUUAUGGGCCAGGACAUGGCUUAUUACAGAGACGAAAACCUACAGGUGCCUUUGAAAAUAUCACACUAGGCAUGAAUUUUACCCAGGAUGAAGUGGACAGAAACUUAAUUCAGUAUGUCCAUUUUGGACAAGAGGGCAUUCGGGACCUAAUUAAAUUUGAUGUGACUGAUGGAAUAAAUGCCCUCAUAGAUCGCUACUUUUAUGUUUCCAUUGGGAGCAUUGACAUUGUCUUCCCGGAUGUGAUAAGCAAAGGAGUAUCCUUGAAAGAAGGUGGCAAAGUCACCCUCACAACAGAUCUACUAAGCACCAGUGACUUGAACAGUCCCGAUGAAAACUUAGUCUUCACCAUCACUAGGGCUCCCAUGAGAGGUCACUUAGAGUGCACAGAUCAACUUGGAACAUCCAUCACAUCUUUCACUCAGCUCCAACUAGCCGGCAACAAAAUCUACUACAUCCACACAGCUGAUGACGAAGUCAAGAUGGACAGCUUUGAGUUUCAGGUCACCGACGGCCGGAACCCUGUCUUCCGGACGUUCCGUAUCUCCAUUAGUGAUGUGGAUAACAAAAAGCCGGUGGUCACCAUCCAUAACCUGGUUGUCAGUGAAGGUGAAAACAAGCUGAUCACUCCCUUUGAACUCUCUGUCGAAGACAGAGAUACUCCUGACAAGCUCCUGAAGUUCAUUGUCACCCAGGUGCCUGUUCACGGUCAACUUCUGUUCAACAACACCAGACCCACCAUGGUUUUUACCAAGCAAGACCUGAAUGAAAACUUAAUCAGCUACAGACAUGAUGGCACUGAGUCGAAUGAAGACAGCUUCUCCUUCACGGUGACUGAUGGUUCCCAUACAGAGUUCUAUGUUUUCCCUGAUACAACAUUUGAAACAAGGAGACCCCAAGUGAUGAAAAUCCAGGUCUUAGCUGUUGACGAUAGUGUCCCCCAAAUUACCGUGAACAAGGGGGCCUCCACACUUCGCACUCUGCCUACUGGUCACUUGGGGUUCAUGAUCACAAGCAAAAUAUUGAAAGCAGAGGACAGAGACAGCCUACAUUUUUCUCUCAGGUUUAUUGUGACAGAGGCCCCUCGACAUGGCUAUCUCCUCAACCUGGACAGAGGCAACCACAGCGUGACUCAGUUUACACAAGCUGACAUUGAUGACAUGAAAAUAUGCUACGUUUUAAAAGACGGGGCCAAUGCCACAAGUGAUAUGUUCCAUUUUACAGUUGAAGAUGGUGGUGGAAACAAAUUAACCAAGCAGCAUUUUCGUCUGAAUUGGGCAUGGAUCUCCUUUGAAAAGGAAUAUUACUUGAUCAAUGAGGACUCCAAAUUUCUAGAUGUCGUUCUUAAACGUAGAGGUUACUUGGGAGAGACUUCAUUUAUAAGUAUUGGCACAAGAGACGGGACUGCAGAAAAAGACAAAGACUUCAAGGGCAAAGCGCAGAAACAAGUGCAGUUCAACCCAGGGCAGAUCAGGGCCACCUGGAGAGUUCGGAUCAUGAGCGAUGGGGAGCAUGAGCAUUCGGAGACUUUCCAGAUCGUUCUGUCAGAGCCGGUGCUGGCUGCUCUGGAAUUCCCCUCAGUGAUCACGGUGGAGAUCGUUGACCCAGGAGAUGAGUCAACUGUAUAUAUUCCCCAGUCCGAAUACUCUGUUGAAGAAGAUGUCGGUGAGCUGUUCAUUCCCAUCCGGAGAAGUGGAGACGUGAGCCAGGAGCUGAUGGUGGUCUGUUACACACAACAAGGCACGGCAGGUGGAACUGUGCCCACAUCAGUGCUGUCCUAUUCCGAUUACAUAUCCAGGCCGGAGGACCACACCAGUGUUAUCCGCUUUGACAGAGAUGAGCGCGAGAAAAUGUGUCGCAUCAUUGUUAUUGACGACUCCUUGUAUGAAGAAGAGGAAACAUUCCAUGUCCUUCUGAGCAUGCCCAUGGGUGGGAGGAUUGGAUCGGAGUUCCCAGCAGCUCAGAUUAAGAUCAUCCCUGACAAAGACGAUGAACCUGUCUUCUACUUCGGCGACAUCGAGUACCCUGUGGAUGAGAGCGCUGGCUACGUGGAGGUGCGAGUGUGGAGAACAGGCACGGACCUAUCCAGGUCUUCCAGUGUCACCGUGAGAUCCCGGAAAACGGAUCCUCCCUCUGCUGACGCUGGAACGGACUACGUGGGAAUCAGUCGGAAUUUAGAUUUCACACCUGGAGUCAACAUGCAGACUGUUCGUGUUAUCAUCCUGGAUGACAUUGGGCAGCCGGUGCUGGAGGGAAUUGAGAAAUUUGAACUGGUGCUUCGUAUGCCUAUGAAUGCUGCCCUCGGCGAGCCCAGCAAAGCCACAGUGUCCAUAAAUGAUUCUGUCUCAGAUUUGCCUAAGAUGCAGUUCAAAGAACGAGUAUAUACUGGCAACGAAAAUGACGGACAGAUUGUUGCAGUGAUCCACAGGAGUGGAGACCUUCACUACGAGUCUUCCGUGAGAUGCUACACACGGCAGGGCUCUGCGCAGGUGAUGACAGACUUUGAGGAACGUCCAAACACAGAUAGCUCCAUCAUCACGUUUCUCCCUGGUGAGACUGAAAAGCCUUGUGUCCUUGAACUGAUGGAUGACAAACUCUAUGAGGAGGUCGAGGAGCUCCGCCUGGUUCUUGGCACUCCACAAAGCAACUCCCCCUUUGGGGCUGCAGUUGGGGAACAAAAUGAAACUUUGAUAAGAAUCCAAGAUGACGCCGAUAAGACUGUGAUUAAAUUUGGAGAAACCAAAUUUAGCGUCAGUGAACCCAAAGAACUGGGACAGUCGGUGGUUGUAAAAAUUCCAGUGAUUCGCCAAGGAGAUACUUCAAAGGUUUCCAUUGUGAGAGUCCACACCAAGGAUGGCUCCGCUACCUCUGGAGAAGAUUAUCACCCUGUGUCAGAAGAAAUUGAGUUUAAGAAGGGAGAAACCCAGCAUAUUGUUAACAUUGAAGUAAUCUUCGAUGGCAUCAGAGAGAUGAGAGAGGCCUUCACCGUUCACCUAAAACCUGAUGAGAACAUGGUAGCAGAGACACAGGUGACCAAAGCCAUUGUGUAUAUAGAAGAAAUGAACAGCAUGGCAGAUGUCACUUUUCCUUCUGUCCCUCAGAUUGUGUCAUUACUGAUGUAUGAUGACACUUCCAGAGCUAAAGAUAGUGCUGGACCCGUGUCUGGCUAUCCUGUCAUCUGUAUCACAGCUUGCAACCCUAAAUACUCAGACUAUGACAAAACGGGCUCUAUUUGCGCAAGUGAGAACAUCAACGAUACCUUGACCCGCUAUCGAUGGCUAACCAGCGCACCCGCUGGCCCUGAUGGCGUCACCAGCCCCAUGAGAGAAGUGGACUUUGACACCUUUUUUACGUCAUCCAAGAUGAUCACCUUAGACUCCAUAUACUUCCAGCCUGGCUCCAGGGUGCAGUGCGCGGCCCGUGCUGUGAAUGCCGACGGCAAUGAGGGCCUGGAGCUGAUGAGCCCUAUUGUCACCAUUGGCAGAGAAGAAGGUCUGUGUCAGCCCCGGGUGCCAGGGACGGUGGGAGCAGAGCCAUUCUCUGCUAAGCUGCGCUAUACGGGCCCCGAGGACCCAGACUACACAAACCUCAUCAAGCUCACGGUCACGAUGCCACACAUAGAUGGCAUGCUCCCUGUGAUCUCUACUAAAGAGCUGUCCAACUUUGAGCUCACCCUCAGUCCUGAUGGCUCAAGAGUUGGAAACCACCAGUGCUCCAACCUUCUGGAUUAUACCGAAGUGAAGACUCACCAUGGUUUCUUAACUGAUGCUACAAAAAAUCCAGAAGUAAUUGGAGAGACGCAUCCUUACCAGUACAGCUCAUCUAUCAGAGGCUCUAGUACCUUACGCUUCUAUCGAAACCUGAAUCUGGAGGCCUGUUUGUGGGAGUUUGUUAGCUACUAUGACAUGUCAGAACUUCUCACUGACUGUGGGGGCACCAUCGGGACAGACGGACAGGUCCUAAAUCUAGUGCAGUCCUAUGUGACCCUUCGAGUGCCUCUGUAUGUUUCCUAUGUGUUCCAUUCCCCAGUUGGGGUAGGAGGCUGGCAGCAUUUUGACUUGAAGUCAGAGCUCCGCCUAACUUUUGUGUAUGACACUGCCAUCUUGUGGAAUGAUGGAAUUGGCAGCCCACCAGAAGCCGAACUCCAAGGUUCUCUCUACCCCACGAGCAUGCGCAUCGGUGAAGAGGGGCGCUUGGUGGUGAACUUUAAGACAGAGGCUCAGUUCCAUGGUCUGUUCGUGCUGUCCCAUCCCGCAUCCUUCACUAGCUCAAUGAUCAUGUCAGCUGAUCAUCCAGGCCUGACCUUCUCCCUGCGCCUCAUCAGGAGUGAACCGACCUAUAACCAGCCCGUGCAGCAGUGGAGCUUUAUGUCUGACUUUGCGGUACGUGACUAUUCAGGGACUUACACAGUGAAACUGCUGCCUUGCACCACUCCAUCGCAUCAAGAGUACCGCCUGCCAGUCACCUGCAACCCCCUAGAGCCUGUCACCUUUGACCUUGACAUUCGGUUCCAACAGGUCAGCGAUCCAGUGGCAGCUGAGUUCAGCUUGAACACCCAGAUGUACCUCCUCUCCAAGAAGAGCCUCUGGCUGUCUGAUGGAUCCAUGGGAUUUGGGCAAGAGAGUGAUGUUGCCUUCGCAGAAGGGGACAUCAUUUACGGGCGUGUCAUGGUAGAUCCUGUCCAGAAUCUGGGUGACUCCUUUUACUGCAGCAUUGAGAAGGUGUUUCUGUGCACUGGAGCUGACGGCUAUGUUCCCAAAUACAGUCCCACGAAUGCAGAAUACGGCUGCUUAGCGGACUCUCCUUCACUCUUAUAUAGAUUUAAAAUUGUGGACAAAGCUCAGCCAGAGACGCAAGCCACCAGUUUUGGAAAUGUCCUGUUUAAUGCCAAGCUAGCAGCCGAUGACCCUGAAGCUAUUCUCUUAGUGAAUCAGCCUGGAUCCGAUGGCUUUAAAGUUGACUCAACACCACUCUUUCAGGUUGCCCUGGGUCGGGAAUGGUACAUACACACGAUCUACACUGUAAGAUCAAAAGACAACGCCAAUCGAGGCAUCGGCAAAAGAAGUACCGAGUACCAGCACCACUCCAUAGUGGGUCCAGGGAAGCCAGAGGCCACGAGCCAGAGCCGGAAGAAGAGGGAGAUCAGGAGCCCACCCCCGCUGGCGUGGGACAUAGGUGCUGACAACAACCGGGGAACCAACAUCCAGCACAUCGCCCUGGACCACACCAGCAGGAAGCAGGUCCCCCAGGGGCGAGUUCCUUCUGAUGGCGUCCUCCCUCGUGAGCUCAACCGGCCCAGCUCUGAUGUCAGCCUGGUCACAGUCGUUGGCAGCGUCGCGGUGGGGUUCCUCACCCUCUGCCUCGCUGCCAUCACAGUGAUGAUGUGCAGAAGGAGGAAGGGCGCCAGGAGGAAGGGCGCCCUGAAAGGCUCAGGCAGUAGCAAGCCCAUGAUGGCCCCGCAGAACCACCAGGGAGACAGCUCAGAAGUUUGAAGAGCAUCGCUGGAUUCAGCCUUGGCCUCCAGUGCCUUAGAAAGACAGUGGAAACCCAAAUGCUUCUGUCAGUGCCAGGGAAUUGGGGACUUCUUUUAUGAAGCUUCUCAGAGGACCUGACUGUACUAAUGAAAUUGGAUAUGAAUUCUGUCUACUUUUUCAUGCAUCAGAGAACAAAUGCAGACCACAAACCAUGCCUUUCCUCUGACUCCAGAGUCAGCAACAAUGUAUUGGUGGGUAUACAUAGCCAUCCAUGGACUGCCAGGAAUGGACUUCUCAUUUUAGGCAUUUUUCUCUAAACAGUGGAGACAAAUCUAUUCCAAGGUGCUGCAGACUCUCUCAGAAGUUGAAGAGGAGUCUCCUGUUGCUAUAUGAGCAUGAAUCUUGAAGGUGCAAUUAUCACAUUGUUUAUUCAUUGUAUAACAGUUUAUUCCUAGAAAGGCUUUCAUGGAUAGUCUGCACAAAUGAUAAAUACACUGUUUACAAUGACAAGUUUUCGAAUAGGUGGAGACAGCAUGGAAUUAUGACCAGGGGUGGCUCAACCCGUCAUUCACCUUUCCUACUACAUGGGAGGGAACGGAAGGAAAUAUAGAGGGAAGGAAGUCACUAGGUUGGAUUUGAAUUGUUUUUCAUCCUCAUCAGAGCCUCCCUGUUUUACUUGCUUAUUUAACUUUAAAUUAAACCAAAGAAUAUGUUAAGUCUGGAAGAGAUUGUCGAAGACUUUCCUGUUAUAUAGUGAGAAAUAGUCGAAUUCUUGCAUGAUAGUAUAUCUCAUGGGUGCUCAACAUUUGUGGGAAAUGAGAGGGUUGGUGGCGUUUUGAUGAUGAAGAAGAAAUGCUAUAGAGUUAGAUUCACAUUUAUAAGACAAUGUUCUUUAAGAACUGAGCCUAGAUGUUUGCAGUAUUGAACCCAAAAUUAUGAGAAGUAUCAUUACAGGUGCUGGAAGGAGAAAGUGGUAUUUAUUAAUAUAAUGUGUUUAACCAAAGUGCCUCUUCUACAUCACGGAAAUAAAGAACAUUCUGACAGAUGAUAUAUGAGGUUAACCCUCAGAGGAGCAUAAUCACACAACAAUGUCCAGAACUUAAAUUGGCCAUAGGACAUUUCAUUAACCUUCUAAUCAGCCUCUGGGCCAAAAAUGGGGACCUCUGCCCCUGUCAUUCCAGAGAUGGCCUUGGAGGCACAACCUUCUUUGAUCCAGGAGGAGAGCAGCAUUCUUUGUCAUAUCCAGUUCAGUGAGCUGACACAGCGAGGUCCCUCUCAGUAUCUGAAAACAUACCAUGUGGCACUGCUCACAGUGUUAAAAACCAGGAAACUUAAGUGAGUUGCUUGGCAAGGUUCCCAUCACCCUUCUGAAAAAAUAGACUCUCACCAAAUGUCAGAAAUUUCCGUUGGAAAGGGAAGGAGUAGUAGUCCAGUGACCAAUCUCCCAAAAGCUAGUGAACGUAUUUCAAGCAAAAACAGGGUCAGGAGAAAAAGAACUGUACUUAAGGACUAACUAACCCUCAUGUGUUACCUGGAAUCUUUUCACUUUUGUCCAUAGUCUGGCCACACUGGACAUCCUAGCGGAAUGGACCUCAUCUGGUGUCCGUGGGCACCAGCCAUCUCUUUAUUAAAAAAGGAAUCUACGUUGGUGCUGAGAGAGAGGUGAAAAGCGUCUAAUGCUCGCCUCUCUCCUCUUGGGCAGCUCUGCAUUUCACACUCAAAGUCUUUCAAAGAAUAUGGUAGACUGGAGUCUCCUUCCAUUGGGGAAUUUAUGGAUAUCACCCCAAUAACUCAAGGGCCCCCCAAAGGACUUAUAUUAAGUACCGUAUAGCCCGGGAGUUCAUUUGUCAAGCAAACAUGAAUGCUUUCAACAUUAUCCCCUUUUCUUCUGCUUUGCCUUCUGGCAGAUGCUUUGCUACUUCUUUAGCUACCUCGUAACUUGUCUAGGAAUGAGCAUGAGUUAAGCCGCUUCAGUGAGCGUGUGGACUUUUCAUGACUUAGCACUGGGUUCAAUUCAGUUAGACUGUGGGAACAAGUACUUGCCGUUGCUUUAUGUUCCUUCAGUGGUUUAGAUGCCUCAGAGCCUGACUCUUGCACAGUCUUGAGCAUCUCUGUCACUGAAUAUAGUAACAUAGUAAUAUAGUAAUAUAGUGAAGCCUCAUUACGACAAGCCUGUUUGGAGCCUUUGGGCCACACUGGUUUUUAUAUCAAAUUUCACUCUGCGAUGUGUUUUACUAAUGAGACUGCCAUAUAUGAAUUGGAGGGCUUAUAAAACACAGAACAUGUCUAUCCUUUCCUAACAAAGAUAAGUUUCUUCCUCUCUGCCCAUUCCCUCUCUCUCUUUCUCCCUUUCUCUCCUCUAACUUUCCCUUGAAAAUAGAGUCUGUGGGGAAAAGGCAGAUAUAGCUUUCUUAAGUGUAGAGUGCUUGGAUUUCAGCAUUAUCUUCCUUUUAUCUGUUUACUUAAUGUGUGAUUUUAUAUACAUUAAUCUUAAGAAACUCUUUUUAGUGGAAAAAAAAGAUCAGCGAAAAUGUUUUAUUAUUCAAUAAAACAGACCCUUUCCCCCAAUAUUUUGUUUUUAGACAAUUAUGCUGGUAUUAUCAGCACAAUUUCAUAAAAUAACUUCCCAUAGACAAUAGGAUAUAAGCUUUAAUAACUCCUUAGAUACCCAGUAGCUUCUGACCCUAAUUAAAACUAUAUAAUUGAAAUUGUAUCACACAGUAAAACCCAAAGCACAAAAAUAUAUACGAAGCCUUAGCGGCUCUCCCUGCAUAUGAACCACAAAGCAUUACAAUACAUAAUUAUGGUUUUAAUGAUGGUUUUAUUUAUCCCACUUCAUUCCCUCUCUUAACAUUUACUAAAUGCUCACCUAGGACUCACCACUUUGAGAGAUUACACAGAAACCAAGAUGCCCUCCCUGGUCUCCAGCAGGUUCUAACCAAAUGUGGCUCCUCCUUUAGACCAGAGGGAUCAGCAUUUGCAUUGGGUUCUGCCCUGGACCAAGAACAAGCCAGGCGUGUCUGUGAACCACAACUUAAAACUCUCCAGAGCACUGACAGUGGAGUCCACUCUCUUUCCUCUAAAAGAAUCCCACAUUAUGGGUCAUUGUGAUCACAGAUCUAAGGUAAAAUAUUUCAGAUCAAUAAUUUAAUGGAAUUGCCCUUUACAAAUCUACACAGAAAGGGCACAUUGCAGGGAUGUGGGUAGUCUGGCUUAUUCUUUUCCUCUUAAUGGAAGACAGGCCCACUUUAUUCCAAAGAUGGGAUAUAGCACAUAAACUCUUGUUCUCAUCCAUUAAUGCCCCAACACCUCUUGAAGUGCACCCUCCCACAAGCAUCCACAGCAUUUGAACAGUAUAAAUGGCGGUCAACUAGAAUUCCUCCGCCAUUCUACUGCACAGCAUUGGUGACAUGAAGGACCAAGUACAAAAGAUGUAUUUCUAUCAGCGGCCAACAACUUCUUUAUCAGGUCAUCACACCUCUUAGUCUUUUCCAGGUUACCAGCUCCAAGGUCAACUUUAACAAUAGAAAUGGAUCUGCAGAAAAUCAUAGAGCCUCUCAUAUAAAUCCGCACUAAAGGGUAAAAUAGUCCUAGCUUGAGAAACAAUAAAGAAGCAAUAACAGGAAAAUGUAAUGACAUUUAAAUUUUUAAGGUUGGAAAUUUGAUUACUGCUGCUAUUUUGAAAAUACCUAUUUAGUUUUGAUUUAGAAACCAGUUUAGUCCUUUAAAAGAAAAAGAAAAAAUAAUCUCUAAAGAUGCAAAUAUUUUACAAAUUCGAAGUUUACAUAGUUGUAUUCAUUUAAAAGCAAGGGAGCGCUGAUUCUUUGAAACUCUUUCAUUUCUUCUAGCCAGGAGAGCAAUAACAAAAGGGAGAAGACAGGUGUCUUUACUAACUGCAGGGCAAAUGGUGAAUAGAGCUUAGGUGUUCAAUCAGUCCUAAGGCCAUGGCUUAGAAAUGUGUAAUUUGGCACAGCAGUAGAAGUACGACUAGUAUCUGACAAGCACAUACAGACACAUUUACGUAUACAAACAACCAAAGAUCUCAUAUCUAGAAAAUGACGAUCCUAAAUAUAGUUUUAACUGAAAUGGUCCAUAUGGAGAUUUUCAGAAAGGUCAACAGAAUGGUCAUUUGUGUUAACAUACUAUUGUGAGAUUUUCUUGGACAUUAGUUUCAAGGUUACUAUGUUUCCUUAAGAUUUUUCUUCGACUUGAUUCCAGUGUUCCAUGGUUAAUGACAAGAAUUUUCAGAAAAUACCAUCCAUAGGUUCAAAGUUUCCCUCACUGUCUAUUUCUCCUUUAGUGUUAAAAAUGGAAGAUCAAGAUUUGGGUAGUUAUUUUGCUUUUAAUAAGAGAUUCUAAAAUAGAAGUGUGCAGCAUUUUCCUACAGUUUUCACCAGGAGGAUUAUACAGAAACUUCUUAGAUAAAAGAAAGCUGGUUCUCUCUUGAACUAAAGUUGAUACAACAAACUACACUAAUGUGAGCCUCUCUCAAAUUUAAUUAUACCGGGAAAACCAAUCAGAAUAUUGAGUUGGCGGCCUUUAAAGAGUUUUACCCUCUUCCCUCUCUUUCAAGUACAUUUGUUAGCUUUUGCUGGUAUCUCUGUGUAUUUUUUUUUUUUUCAGUAUUGUGUUUUAGUUAAGAGCAACAACCAGAAGAAGAAACCACAAUGCUGCUGCAGCAAUGACAUCUCCUUUCCUUCCUUCCCUCCUCUCCCUUCCUUUCUUCCUUCCUGGCUUCCUUUCUGGCACAGACCAUCCUCUGAUAUUUGUCUAUCAUUCCUCCAGUAACGCUUCCCUUUUAGUUUGGAAACCAUUGCCAUUUUCACUACAAAAUUAACAUUCUCUUUCAUCUGAAAGCUAGUAAGUGAGCCCAGCAUUUGUGCAGUGUCCCUUCUUUAUAAAAUGUUAAGGCUUUUGGCUGAUGGAAAGAACUCCCUUCAAAAGAUCAAAAGCAUCAUUCUGAAUAAUGUAAUGACAAUCUGUGCUUUGAUUUUUCUCUCAGUGAAGGUUCAACACUGACAUUUAAGACACACACACAAAAAUCCCUUUAAGGGUUUAAUUGAGCAAAAGUAAAAGGCCAGAGAUCACAUAUAUGAAGUUGUUUUGCAUGAUUGAAUACUUUGCAAUGAAAUAAAUGGCAAAACAAAAAAACUGUUAAAAUGUUAACAGCUUUGAAGUGUUUCAAAUUGUAAUUAUUAAAUGUACAAUGUUCCUUUCACUAUUAGCCAGAUGUUGCCUACUCAGAUUGCAUGAUUCCUUGAAUACUCUAAGUGAAUCACUACUACAGAUAUUUAUUUUUCCAAUGUUUGGAUCUUCCCUUCACAUAAGAAUUGUCAGUAUUGUGCCUUAGAAAAUAAGAAAGAAAAGAGAGAAAUGCAAGUUUUUAAGAACUAACAUUAAUAAUAAAGAGCAUUGUAAUACAAACCACUUAAAAUAUAGAAAAGCAAUUACUGGUAAGAAUAAAAGAUAAUUUCUGUAAGGGCCCAAAUUAAGCACAUUACAAAAAGAAGUACAAAGCUGAGUCUCUUUCUGUGGUUUCAGGAAUUCAAGUUUUUGGCAAGGUAUUUUUAAAGCCCAUUUGUCUCUGAAAGAAAACUUCAGCCUGGACAAGGAGUUGUGUGUUUGAUAAUUGUAUUAAGUGCCUACUUCCUUCCCCCAAAGUCCUCCAAAAACUCAGUAAAUUUAUAUUUAUGUAGCCACUGAGUGACAUAUCUGUGUGUAAUGGAAUUAUUUGCAAAGCUUACUGGCCUUUGUGAUUUUCCCAUGGGAAUUCUUCAAAAACAAGCAGGGUCUAGUUUUUGUUGUUAUUGUUUAUUUACUGGGGUACUUCAUGUUUGCUGGAUAUUGAAGCUUAUCCCUGGGAAACCAACUAUGCCAAUAAUUUGGAACCAUUCAGUCUUCUAUCCACGUCUAAAAUAAUUCCUGCUGCCACUUGUGUUGCAUAACUACCACUGUUUUCCUUCAAAAUAUAUCACAUGUUUAAUAUAAAUAAAGCCCAUAUAAAUAUAAA
Mustela lutreola (European mink) is the source of this 15767-nucleotide messenger RNA. It is a transcript of the gene FREM2, whose product is annotated as FRAS1 related extracellular matrix 2. Bases 251 to 9775 code for a protein of 3174 amino acids. The transcript has 24 exons. Gene Ontology annotation, biological process: cell communication. NCBI's taxonomy places the organism in Eukaryota, Metazoa, Chordata, Mammalia, Carnivora, Mustelidae. The record is from RefSeq and is a predicted model, not a curated record. Gene Ontology annotation, cellular component: membrane.